AACUCAACAAACACCACACAAAACAUAAACUAGUUUGAUUUCAUUCUACUUUUUUUCCCUCAGCUUUACAGCCAUCAUGGGAACGCUCUACCUUAAACCGGAAACCUUGCACGAAGACCUCAAGGUCACAAUCCUAGACUCCGGUCUCAUAUUUCCGUCGCAGGAAACCACGAAACGUACGAUGUUCUUGUCCAACAUCGACAAAGUCCUUAACUUUGAUGUGAAGACGGUUCACUUUUUCCCCGCCUGCCCCGGUUUCCCGCCGGAGAUUGUGGCCGGAAAGAUAAAGAAUGCUCUGCGGAGGUUGUUGGUGACAAAUACUUAUGAUUUCUUGGCCGGGAGGCUUAAGAAGAAUAAGGAGUCGGAGCGGGUGGAGAUAGAGUGCAACGCGGCGGGGCUUGGGUUUGCGGUGGCUUCCAGUGAGUUCGCGCUGGAGGAUAUUGGCGACUUGGUUUAUCCCAACCCGGCUUUCCGGCAACUCGUGACGAUGAGCUUUGAUUUCGUCGCUAAAGAGGAUCAACCGCUUUGCUUCGUCCAGGUGACAGCGUUUAAAUGCGGUGGUUUUGCCUUGGGAACAUCGAGGAAUCACAUUUCUUUCGACGGAAGCGGCUUUAAGAUGUUUCUAGAAAAUCUGGCGGCUCUAGCCUUUAACGAUGACGGCCCGUUGGCGGUGGUCCCAUGCAACGACCGUUCUCUGCUCGCCGCGCGAUCACCGCCGCAGGUCACGUUCCCGCACCCGGAGCUACUGAAGGUGAACCUCCCCGCCGGGGAGAAGAUGGCGCCACCGGUGUUCAGCCUCAAGGAGGACCUCUCCUUCGAGAUCUUCCAGCUCAGCUCCGCCGACAUAGACGGGCUCAAGGACAAGGCCAAGGCCCCCGACAACGUUAAAACUAAGGUCACCGGUUUCAACGCUUUGACCGCCGCCAUAUGGAGAUGCAAGGCCCUCUCGUGCGGUGGGGAUAACAACUCCGACCGCCUCUCCACGGUGCUCUUCGCGGUGGACAUCCGCUGGAGGCUGAACCCGCCGCUGCCGGCGUCCUACUCCGGCAACGCCGUGCUCACCGGCUACGCCACCGCGAAGUGCGCGGAGCUGGAAGAAGGCCCGUUCUGGAAGACGGUGCAGAUGGUUUAUGAAGGCGCGGCUAGGAUGACCGACGAGUACGCCCGGUCGGCGAUCGACUGGGGAGAGCUCUACAAAGGGUUCCCGCACGGCGAGUUCCUGGUGUCGUCGUGGUGGCGAUUAGGGUUUGAAGGAGUGCAGUUUCCAUGGGGAAAACCUAAGUACAGUUGCCCUGUCGUUCAUCAUCGGAAGGACAUAAUCCUGCUGUUUCCCGACAUCGAUAAUGGCGGAAAUAGCAACCGCGGAGUGAAUGUGUUGGUCGCUUUGCCCCCUAAAGAGAUGGAGAAAUUCAAAUCACUAUUCCACACAUUCUUGGCUUGAUCUUCGUCGUCUUCUUCAUCGUAUCAUCGUCAUAUUAAUCCCCAAUCAUCUUUCUUGAAUAUUUGAAGCUGUGAAAUAUAUUUAUAUGUAUGGAUGCAAUAUGUAAAAUGGUUGAUCAGGGGAUUAUGUACAAGUAAUAAACAUAUCAUUUGUUUUCUUUUCACCAA
Molecule: messenger RNA, 1608 nt
Organism: Ipomoea triloba (trilobed morning glory)
Lineage: Eukaryota; Viridiplantae; Streptophyta; Magnoliopsida; Solanales; Convolvulaceae
Product: omega-hydroxypalmitate O-feruloyl transferase-like
Exons: 3
Coding region: 77-1441 (454 amino acids)
Molecular function (GO): acyltransferase activity, transferring groups other than amino-acyl groups
Source: RefSeq, a predicted model, not a curated record